Coccinella septempunctata (seven-spotted ladybird) is the source of this 1336-nucleotide messenger RNA. It is a transcript of the gene ppan, whose product is annotated as protein Peter pan. The record is from RefSeq and is a predicted model, not a curated record. Gene Ontology annotation, cellular component: preribosome, large subunit precursor. NCBI's taxonomy places the organism in Eukaryota, Metazoa, Arthropoda, Insecta, Coleoptera, Coccinellidae. The coding region runs from base 94 to 1317 and encodes 407 amino acids. Gene Ontology annotation, biological process: rRNA processing; ribosomal large subunit assembly. Gene Ontology annotation, molecular function: rRNA binding. The transcript is spliced from 6 exons.
AUGGUUACGAACACAUAACCUAACUUUUAUAAAGAGGUUAUUUGCUUUGGUAACCUUCGUAACCAAACACAUUUCAAAAAUUGAACUUCGAAAAUGGCUAGAAAAAGGAAAGGACGUUCCGUUAGGAAGAAUCAAAACCGGCUUGGUGAACCGGAAGAAUUAGUACAGGCGCCCCAUUCGUUCGUGAUUAAUAAAGGUGUUACCGAUGGAAAUGUGGCGGAAUUGACCAAAGAUUUCCGUAAAGUUAUGGAACCUUACACCGCAUCCCACCUCAAGACCAGAAAGAAGAACACAAUAAAAGAUUUUGUUUCGAUAGCUGGACCGUUACAUGUUUCCCACAUAUCUGUUUUUUCGAGGUCGGAUCUUGGAUUGUAUUUGAAGAUCGCUAGGCUUCCGAGGGGUCCUACUUUAACGUUCAAAGUGUGCAAUUACUCGUUAGCGAAAGACGUCAUCUCUUCUCUGAAGAAACAAUAUGUAGUCGAAGAAGCCUUCAAGCAUUCACCGCUGGUUGUGUUGAACAGUUUCAGUGGGGAAGGCAUGCAGAUGAAACUGAUGGCUUCCAUGUUUCAAAAUAUGUUUCCCACCCUGAACUUAACAUCAGUAGAUCUUAAUGAUGUUCGAAGAUGUGUAUUACUGAAUUACAACGCAUCAUCCAAAGAGAUAGAUUUUAGGCACUAUGGAAUAAAAAUUGCGCCUGUUAAUAUAUCGAAAGGAGUGAAAAAAGUUGUUCAAGGCAAAGUGCCCAAUUUAGCGAAAUGUUCAGAUAUGGCAGAGUUUUUAACGAAGGCUGGCAUGUUAUCAGAAAGUGAAGCUGAAGAAGACCCAAACAGUCAUGUAAUUUUAGGACAAAAGAUUAUAUCGAGAGGAAAUUUAGAAAGUGGAAAAUCGGCCAUUAAGCUUAGUGAAUUGGGGCCUAGGUUGACUCUGAAACUAUUCAAAAUUGAAGACGGUCUGAUGGACGGAGAAGUGUUGUACCAUGACUUCAUCGAAAAAACCGAAGAAGAAAAAGAAGAAAUAAGAAAAAAGAAAGAGGCUAAUAAGAGGCUUAAAGAAAAGAGGAAAAAAAUUCAAGAAGCUAAUGUUAGAAAGAAAGAGGAAGAAAAACAGGGUAGGAAAAAGAAAAGUAAUGGAGAAGAAAAAGGAGAAAAUGUUUCUAAAAAGAGGCCUUUGGAAGAUGACGGUAAAGAUGAUGAUGAUGACGCCGAGUAUUACAGGCAAGAGGUUGGGGAAGAACCUGACAAAGAUCUUUUCGUGAAGAAAAUCAGAACAGAUAGGUUUAAGAACAAAAAAUUCAAAAAAGCAAAUAAAAACAUGUAAAAUAAAACGUAUAUUUUCA